CCCUCAUCACUCCCUUCCUUGAUCUCCUCUCUCUCUCUUUCUCGCCAGGAGGGCGCCGCCGCCGCCACCAACGCGCCACGCAGCCGCCGCCGCGCCGCCGCAGAUCUCCGCCGCCGACGCGCCGGCGCCGCUGCCAUGGAGUACGAGCGCAUUGAGAAGCCGUUCCCCGUCCAGGGCGGCGGGUUCUCGCCCAAGCGGCUGCGCGCGAUGCUGCUCGGGGUGGACAAGCGCCGCAAGGGGCAGGACGACGCCGAGGAGGAGGAGGACGGCGGCGACUACGGCGCCGUGCCCAGGGCCCACGCCAGAUCCGACGCCGGCGACGGUGGUGGAGGCGCCAUGUGCGAAGAAUACAAGGACGUCGACGUGGUGAGCACCAUCUCAGAGUCCUCAUCCUCGCUGGAGACAGGGGGCGGGCACCGGUCCCGAGACGCCCACCCCAUCCCCGUGGGUUCCAGGAUCAGGGUGCCUGAAGAGGACUCGUGUGACUCGGAGAGUGUGGCAUCCAACUUUGAGUUCCACAAGGAGCGAGGAGCCACUGCCCGGUCAGCGGCGGCGGCAUCGGUCGUCCCUCCAUUCUCAAAGCCUGCCCCAUCAAAGUGGGACGAUGCACAGAAGUGGAUUGCCAGCCCGACGACAAACCGUCCUAGCAGGGGUGGCGGUGGGGCUCCUGUUCCUAAGAAGAUUGAGAAGCCUAGCGCUGGCAUCGGGAGGUUGCCGGCGACCAAGGUUGUGUUGGAGGCAACAGAGGAGAUAGAUACUAAGAGGAUUGAUCCGAGCCAAGAGAAGAGGGAAAUUGGGUGGCAGAAAGCGGUGAAUUGGGCGCCGCCCGACCCCUGUCCCGAAGUGGAGCCUUGUCCAAAGACUACACUUGCUGCAGAAAGUACAAUGGCUGCUUCAGCUGUUACUUUUAACCGUCAUGAUGCAUCCACCACGCUUCAAAGUGCAACAACAUGCAUACCUCCUCCAUCAACAGUUCGGUCAGUGUCAAUGAGGGAUAUGGGCACAGAAAUGACUCCUAUUGCAAGCCAAGAACCAUCUCGAACAGGAACACCGGUGAGAGCAACAAGUCCAAAUUGUUCUCGGCCAACAACUCCACGAAGGACGCUAGGCCCCAACGCAAUUGGUGCUGUUAUCAGCCAUGGGGAAUGUAGCAAUUCAGAAUUAAGUGAACAGGAACUGCAAACAAAAACUAGGAGGGAGAUAAUGCUUCUUGGCACACAGCUAGGUAAGACCAGUAUUGCAGCAUGGGCAAGCAAGAAGGAAGAGGAAAAAGAUGCAUCACUUUCACUGAAAACAGUGCCCAUGGACCAAUCAACACAGAACAUAACUGCAAUCCGUGCAGCUGCAUGGGAAGAGGCAGAGAAGGCCAAAUAUUUAGCAAGAUUCAAACGAGAAGAAAUCAAGAUCCAGGCUUGGGAGGAUCAUCAGAAAGCCCAAAUAGAAGCUGAAAUGAGAAAAAUUGAGGUUGAGGUAGAGCGGAUGCGUGCCCGUGCGCAAGACAAGCUGAUGACCCAGCUCGCAUCGGCAAGGCACAAUGCAGAUGAGAAGCGUGCCGCCGCAGAGCUGAAAAGGAACCGUGCAGCCGCAAGGACGGCUGAACAGGCAGAGCACAUCAGGAGAACCGGCCGGGUGCCGCCUUCGUUUGGCUGCUGGAACUGGUGCUCGUAGGGAGGGAAAAAAAGCAUGGCAAGUGACCUCUCUUCCCUGCAGUGAAGCGCCUCCCACCCAUGAAAGAUGAAGCAUGUCUAUAAGCACUAGCUAAUGAUAUGAAUCAUGGCGUCGUAGAACCUUCCUUCUGGAUUGGUUGAGUAGAUACGUGACACAAGAACGAGUCUCUUGUAAGUUGUUACUAUAUAUACAUAUGUAAGAUGCGAGCUCCAUGUGUCCUGUGCUGUGUAGUUACUUUAAGUGUCACAGAUGUACCAAAUUCAAGGUCAAGUGUGGUUCAGAGCUAGGCUCAGCUUGGAUUCCUAGUCCAUAUAUGUGAUAUAAACUUUACACCAAGA
Molecule: messenger RNA, 2006 nt
Organism: Sorghum bicolor (sorghum)
Lineage: Eukaryota; Viridiplantae; Streptophyta; Magnoliopsida; Poales; Poaceae
Exons: 6
Coding region: 136-1668 (510 amino acids)
Source: RefSeq, a predicted model, not a curated record